Messenger RNA from Musca vetustissima, 805 nucleotides. It is a transcript of the gene Ip259, whose product is annotated as ribosome biogenesis protein NSA2 homolog. The transcript has a single exon. Gene Ontology annotation, cellular component: nucleolus; preribosome, large subunit precursor. The record is from RefSeq and is a predicted model, not a curated record. NCBI's taxonomy places the organism in Eukaryota, Metazoa, Arthropoda, Insecta, Diptera, Muscidae. The coding region runs from base 23 to 802 and encodes 259 amino acids. Gene Ontology annotation, biological process: maturation of LSU-rRNA; maturation of 5.8S rRNA.
UAAUUUUAUAGAUUGCAUUACAAUGCCACAAAAUGAAUAUAUGGAACGACACCGGAAGCUGUAUGGCCGACGGUUGGAUUACGAAGAACGUAAGAGAAAAAAGGAGGCUCGUUUACCUAAAGAGCGUGCAAGAAAAGCAAGAAAAUUGAGAGGCAUCAAAGCAAAAAUAUUUAAUAAAGAACGCCGGAAUGAAAAAAUACAAAUUAAGAAAAAAAUUCAAUCUCACCAAGAGAAAAAAGUUACUAAACAAAUUAAGGAUGUGGAAGAUGGAGCUAUUCCUCACUACCUUAUGGAUAGAGGAACACAAUCCAGCGCUAAAGUACUCUCAAAUAUGAUCAAACAAAAAAGAAAGGAAAAGUGUGGCAAAUGGGACGUUCCUAUACCUAAAAUCCGUGCUCAAUCUGAUAUGGAAGUCUUCAAAGUUUUGAAGACGGGAAAAACGAAAAGAAAGUCAUGGAAGAGAAUGGUGACAAAAGUAACAUUUGUUGGCGAUAAUUUCACUCGAAAACCACCGAAAUUUGAACGAUUUGUAAGACCAAUGGCACUCCGUAUGAAAACGGCGCAUGUAACACAUCCCGAAUUAAAAGCAACGUUUCAAUUACCGAUAAUUGGUGUAAAGAAAAAUCCAAGCUCGCCCAUGUACACAUCACUUGGAGUUAUCACAAAGGGUACUGUGAUUGAAGUCAAUAUAUCAGAACUAGGAUUGGUGACUCAAACUGGAAAAGUGGUUUGGGGAAAGUAUGCUCAAGUAACCAAUAAUCCCGAGAACGAUGGUGUAAUUAAUGCUGUUCUUUUGGUAUAAGAC